Tetranychus urticae (two-spotted spider mite) is the source of this 4292-nucleotide messenger RNA. Its product is annotated as innexin shaking-B-like. The record is from RefSeq and is a predicted model, not a curated record. Gene Ontology annotation, molecular function: gap junction channel activity. Gene Ontology annotation, cellular component: plasma membrane; gap junction. NCBI's taxonomy places the organism in Eukaryota, Metazoa, Arthropoda, Arachnida, Trombidiformes, Tetranychidae.
UCUUUGGUAAUCCUUUUGUAAUUGUUAUUUCAAGAGAGUCACUUACAGCAAAACCAAAGAGUUAAAACAACUCGUAAAACAAGUUAUAUUACUCUUUGAGCAAAACUAAUAGUUGCUUGUAAUUUGAUCUUUUACCAGGCAACUCAAGAAAUCCAGCAAAAGCUCAAAUCUAUUCUUCCUUUAAGACUUCAUGUUAUUUUAAAGCAAUUGUUUGAAUAGAGUUUAGUUUAUAUUGUUAAUCAACAUGGCAUGGUCUCCUGACCCUCAAACGCGUUCAUCUAAUGUUACUAAAUUGUUCGAUGUUUUUAAGGAAUUUAAAUUUUCUAAUAUUUUCAAGAAGGAUAAAAAAGACCUUUACAAUAAUUUCGUAAUUGUCAUCAACUCAUCAAUGAUGCCAAAGAUACUUCUUUUCGAGGCAAUACUUCUCACUUAUAAGGAAUAUUUUGGUGAAGAGAUUACUUGUUCAGUCGAAGAACCACCGAGAUUUACUAGACACAGAUUUGUUGACUACUGUUGGUUGGAGGGAAGCUUCACAAUACCUGCCGAGUCUCCAGAUCAGUCCCCUUACAGCGGAGUCAGUUCAAUGUAUGCAGAAAAUGGAUCCAAAUUUUAUCAUCGCUACUAUCCAUGGGUCUACUUGUCCGUAAUCAUCCAAUCAAUCAUGUUUUACUGCGUUAAAUGGAUCUGGAAAUCUACCCAUGAUAAUCGUUUCUUCGGACUACUCACAAAAUUAGAUAAAGAUAAAAAAAAUUUGAACCAAUAUAGUGAAAAUGAGAGGAUAACAUUGGUUCAAUCGGUUGCUGAUCUUUUAUUUUCCAAUAAUCCCUUUUACAAUAAUAUUAUUUUCAUGGAGUUACUUUGCCUGAUUCACUUGCUUCUUCAAAUUUGGAUAACUGACAGAUUCCUUAGCGGCAACUUUCACUAUCUCGGUAUCCUUUGGCUUGAGUCAUCUUAUAAAGUUAAAAGCAUUACUUCACUUUUUCUGUCCACCUCAUCGUCCGAAUCCUCAUCACACUCUUUAGAUUCAUUCAAUGCAAAUGAUCCCUUGUUGCACAUCUUUCCUCGGAUGGUCAAGUGUACAUUGAAAUUUUAUGGACCUUCCGGAGAUCCGAGUACAUAUGAUGGCCUUUGUUUCCUCGCUGCCAACUCUUUGAAUGAAAAGGUUUACCUCUCCCAAUGGUUUUUUUAUCAUUUUACUCUUCUUUUCAUCAUCAUUGUCCUUACUUGGCGAACAUUGAUUCUCUUGGUUCCUCCACUUCGAUCAUUUGCACUUUCCUUUACAAGUUCAUCGCAUAUUGCCCAAAAUUAUUGGUGCCUAUUGGAAAGUCCAGGGAAUUGGUUUCUACUUCAUAUACUUUCCUCGUUGCUACCAGUGUCCCACUUCAAAGACCUAAUGGAUGCUGUUGUUGAAUCUCAUUAUGACAAAUAUGGAAAUCCUUUAUUCAACUCAAGAUAUCAACUUUUGACUAAAAAAAAGGGUUCUAAUGAAGCUGAGAAUAAUGAAGGAAGUAAUAAUUCAGACCAUAAAGACCAGAAAGAAACAAAAGACUUCGAAAUUAUAUGGCCCGAUGAUUGUACAUUUUAAAAUGUAUUAGUAAUGUUUUUGUGAUACUUCAUUCAAAAUAAAUGAAAUAAGACAAAAGAAAGUAUUUUAUUUUGCAAAAUAAGUACAUUUUCUGGUUGAUCAUCCGAAAUUCCGAACUGACAAUAACCAAACAUAGUCUAGGUGAAAGGUCAUCUAAAAAAACCUACAAAAAUUCUAUCAAAUCUCUGGCUCACUGACUUCACUCAAAAUGAAUGAAAUAAGACAAUUUUUUAAAAUACAUUCACAAAUUAAAUCUAUCAUAUGUAAUGUACCGGGUGUGGCAUAAGUCAGGUACAGCAUAUUUUCGUGAAUAACUUUUGCACCGAUAGAGAUAUUUCAAAACGGUUUUUCUCAUUGUAAUCAGCGCUUUUUCGGUUGUCAUUUGACUAUAUGCUGGAAGUGCCAACCUUUACUAGCGAUCGUUCUGACACGAAAAACGCAAAAUAUUGUCUCGCAAUGAGAAAUUCGAGAAUUGAAGUUUUUCUUCCUACGCCUUUAUGGCUUAGUUGCAAGGGUGUUUCGACCCUUCGUGGCACUUGGUUAGUUCCGUUCAGCGGCUUUGAUGUCUUCUUUGUAAAGAUAAUAUAGUUUUAUAAAAAAUUUGCGAUCUUGCCGCUAAGAAACGGCAUUUUUCAAAAUUCGAAUUUUUAACGAGAAACUUUCACAGAACUCAACCGACGGCUUGAGAAAAACACCUAAAAAAUUUGGCGGCGAUAACUAUUACAGUUGCUGAGAAAAAGCGGAAAAUAUGCUGUACGUGACUUAUGCCACACCCGGUAUUAUUAUGAGUUUCGUUCAUCUGAGUAAACUUAAACGCGUCAGCUUGCAAUAUGGUGUAAUUUGAAAAUGUUACUUUAACAUCAAAGUCGAGGAUAAACUGACGAUUACGCAAAUCCAGAUAACAAUCAUUCGGUUCGAAUAGUUCCAAAGAACAAGUUUCUUUGGUAAAGGGCCAAAACAGAGAAAGCAAAAUAGAGAAGGUCAAUAUUUGCAAUAUUCGACAUAACCAAACCUUGUCCGAUUUACCCAUUCAGAAUAACUAAAGAUACUGUUUUCACAAUUAAAUGCUGUUGUUGAAUCUCAUUAUGACAAAUAUGGAAAUCCUCUGUUUAACUCAGGAUAUCAACUUUUGACUGAAAAAAAGGGUUCUGAUGAAGCUGACGAGGGAAGUAUCCCAAGUGGUACGCUUAUUUUUUUGGGUUUAUAUUGUAGAGGAUCGAAAAUUAUUAGACACGUAUUUUGGCUUUUUUUGCAAGUGCGCGGCUCGUGAUGUAGAGCCCUUUCAAGUCGCGACAGUCAAUUCAAUGUAAAGCGUAUGGAAGUAACUCUAAAUUCAUUUUAAUAAAUAAAAUGUUUUCUUGCUUAUCAAAAUAAAUUUUACAGCUCCCUUUUGUCUGAAUAUUAUAAGAACUUGACUAAAUAAUAUGAGAACUGUCUAAACAUUUUGAGAAGCCGACUAAACAUUAUGGGUACUUGUCAAAAGUCAUCGAGAAAUUCUGUAAAGAAAAAUAAAGAACUUAAUUUUUCAACCAGGCUUUUGGAGCUGUAAUUAUAAUGUAAAUGUUGUUGUAACUAGUGAAUAUCUUCACCAAAAUAUUCAGGUUGCUACUGAAAGACACAAUAAACACAUUUGCAACAUUUAUGAAGCAAACUUGUCAACAAAAUGGGCAAAAACGGGUAAAAAUCAACUUCUUCGCUAUUUAGACUUCAUUAGUUUGUAGAAUCAUGAAAACUGAAUCCAUAUGCGUUAAUAAAAAAUUUCUAUGAUCGGUAGUUUUUCCGAGAAAAUCGAGGUCGAAUUUGAAAAUUCGAUCGCCUUUUGUACAUUUACGCAAGCAGAUUUUUUCGUGAAACUCAUUUUCCUUAUGUAACUUUUUACAAUCAGAAAAUGAAGUUAUUUUAAGGCAUAGAAUUUUCUUUUUUCCGUAAAACAGGGAAGUUCGAUUUUAACUUAAACCGAUUGAUCUCAGUGACCGUACAGUUAGCAAUCUGAAACUUAGUUUUCGUGCAUGAAAAUUGUUGGUACACAGCCUAGACUAGAUACCUUUUUCAAUCUACAUGUAUAUACAUGCCUCUUGAUUUUGGCCAUUAACCUGAAAACUUUGAAUCUCGAUAUUUCGAGAAUGGCACCAUAUACAGUCAUCGUUUUUUGACCAAUCAUAAGAUUUCAUCAUGAGCUAUUAAAUAAUAUGAAUAAAUAUAAAAAAAAUUAUAACUAAUUCAUUUAAUAAUGCUUGUUCUUCUAACACAUCAUGAGUAACUAUUUAUCUUUGUUAAUCUGGUAUCAAAUCAGCUAACCAAAUAAUUUAGUGUUAUAACUUUUUUUGUAGUUUCUUGAAUUAUCUUAAAACUUCAAUAUAUCGUAGUCCAUAAUAAAAUCUUAUGAUUGGUUAAAAAACGAUGUAUGUAUGUGAUGCAAUUCUCGAAAUAUCGAGAUUCAAAGUUUUCAGGUUGAUGGCUAAAAUCAAGAGGCAUGUAUAUAGAUCGAAAAAAGUAUCUAGUCUAGGCUGUGUACCAACAAUUUUCAUGCACGAAAACUAAGGAAGUAAUAAUUCAGACCAGAAAGACCAGAAAGAAACAAAAGACUUCGAAAUUAUAUGACCCGAUGAUUGUACAUUUUAAAAUGUAUUAGUAAUGUUUUUGUGAUACUUCAUUCAAAAUAAAUGAAAUAAGACAAAAGAAAGUAUUUUAUUUUGCAAAAUAAGUA